AUGCGUCUCGCUAAGCGCGACAGCUUCAUUGGUAUCAGCAUCAACACCGGAGUCUAUGCAAACACUGUUGCUCAGUCUGCGGAAAAUUUUUGCUUCCUGAUCUCAGGAUACCACACCAUCACCGAUUACAUGAACGCCUUGAACUCUGGCAACAUGGCAAACGUUAUCCAGCUUCUCCUGGGUCCCGCUAUUUUUAUCGGAAUAUGCCUGAUCUUGCUGAUCCUCACGGUUGUUUUGACGAUGUAUGAGGGCAAAGCUGAUUUCAAGUUUGUGAUCCAACCGAAAAAUAGACGUGGUGGAUAUCCGUCCAAGAAAAUCACCAUGUACAACGUAUCCGUGAGUGCCGGAGCUGUCCUCAUCUUGGGACUGUCAUUCACUCUCUGGGUGAGCAACACCACGAUCGGUCCGGCCUACGGAGACUUUGGGUCCGGCUUUGAUGGCCUGCUUGGGGCAGUUACCAACCUCAUAUCGAGCUUGAACACCCAGCUGCAAGCCGUUGGCCCUGGAAUCACCGCGGCGCUUGUGGCGCUCCCGGCCAAAAUCCAAACCGUCACCUUGGCCAGUGCAACAUACUACAACAAUCAACUCUGCACUCCGGCGGUUACGUUGGCGCAAACCAGUGCUAGCAACUAUGCGAGUGCAGUCUCGCAGAUGCUGAGCCAAGCGACGAGCGUGAGAGCCCUUGCAACGCAGAACAGCGACACAAACACUGUAAAUAGCAUGAAUCAGCUGUUGCAAAACAUCCAGGCCAUCAACAGCACCAAGGUAACCGUGUGGGGCACAGACGCGGCCAAUUUACUCAACCAGCUGCCCUCCACCAUGUCCAAUGGCGUUGUGAGUGCCUCGUCCAGCGUUGGAUCCUCGGUAUCGAUCGACACCAGCUCCGUCAAUCUCAACAGUCUCACCAGCAUGGUCUCGUACCGGGUCCAGCCGUCGAUGAACCAAUACCAAUCCUACUGGCAGUAUCGAGACUACGUCACCAAGGCCGAAAUCCUGAUCGUUGUGGCGCCGAUGUUUAUGAGUCUGAUCGCCCUUGUGCUCAAACAACGCAAGAUACUCGCUCCUAUUCCGUUCAUUUGUGCUUUCUUUGCAGCGCUCUACUGGCUUCAGGCCAUUAUCUACUUUGUUUUGGGAUUCCCGCUCACGGAAGCCUGCCGCGAUGUCAUGUCGAACUACAUCGGCACGACACAGCUGUUUACGUUUUCGGGGCACACUAUCCAUGUCCUUGGCUCGCAGAUUCUUUCGAAUUGCCAGGCUGGCCAGUCGCUCGUCAACAUGACUCUGGGAAUCAGCGCCAGCGACUCGCUCGGCGGCAUAGUCGGCAAUACUGCUCUAGUGAGCGGAAACGCCCAGGCGAUCGCCAGCUAUGUCGGGGGUCUUUCGGCUGUCGCCAGCGUCACGACUUCGGUCAACUCGUCCCUCUCGUCGAGUGCGACGAACGUGCAGAAUUCCAUCAGCGGCGAGCUCUCAAACUCAAACUACAUCAGCCUGACGAGUCCGGUGACAUCCAUGGAUCUGACGGCAGUGAUUGCAGCUUCCAGCUCCAGCGCCGUCAAGACCCAGCUGCUUGUGCUUCAGACCUACCAGACCAACCUGGCCCAAACUGUCACGGCCCUCACUGCAAGCGCCAGCCAGCUCAACGGCACCAUUGCCAAGAUGUUUUCGAUGGUCUCGACUGAGAUGCAGGGAAAUUUCAGCGUCAUAUUGUCGAACAGUUUGCUCACUGCAACGCUGCCGCUGAUCCAAGCCGGCUCAUGCAGCUCUGUUGCCGGACAAGUCUCGACCCUGUUAAACGCCAUGUGUUCCGAAGCCAAGGGCGGGGCCAACUCUCUCUGGUUCAUAUUCUUCCUCCUGGCUCUUGCUCUGGAUAUCUUCUACAUCAUCGUGAUGAAGGCCCGAAAGCGCAUAGGGUCUCCGCGACAUUCAGUAAAGCCUUCGGCAGACACCAAUCCGGACGGGGACGAUCUCCAUGAUACCAAAUCGCGGCCGCAAACCCAGGAUAACUUUGGUCCGCCGGGUGGAAUGGGUCAAGGCGUGUAUGUCAAUGUGAUUGUGCCUGCCGGUGCCCAGAUUGUCACGGGACCUGCAGGUGGACCGCAAAACAAGUUUGGCUACACUCCGCAGCCGAUUAUCCAGGACACCAAAAUCGCUACGGCUGAAGAAUACUAG
Molecule: messenger RNA, 2169 nt
Organism: Polychytrium aggregatum
Lineage: Eukaryota; Fungi; Chytridiomycota; Chytridiomycetes; Polychytriales
Exons: 6
Coding region: 1-2169 (722 amino acids)
Source: RefSeq, a predicted model, not a curated record